UAUUAUACCUAAUAUUUAUGUUUAAUUAAUAUUUGUUACUCCAAUUUUUAAUUAUAUUUAAUUUAGUUAAAAAUAAAUAAAUAAAUAAUAUAUGUUUUAAUGCUAACGGUACAGAGUACACUCUAAUGUACCCUAUUUAACAGCAACAAAUAUUAUGUCACAGGCAUGUACAUUGGGCUUAAGGUCAACUUCCGCUUUUAGGCUCUAGGUCUCGUGCCGGGAUUUGGUCUCGGUGCGUUAACGGUUCAGUCAUCUGUAAUUUGGAAUGCGGAAGUACCGAGAUUUUUAAAUCUCUCGCGCAGGUUUGUGGGUUCAGGCGGAGCACUCAUGCGCGCAGAGAGAGAGAGAGAGAGAGAGAGAGAGAGAGAGAGAGAGAGAGAGAGAGAGAGAUGAUACCGGAGCUCUGCACGUGAAUCCACUCGCCGUGCGGGGAGCAGCGCGUGAACAUGCUGUGGAAGCUCGUGGAAAAUGUCAAGUAUGAAGACAUUUAUGAGGACCGCCAUGACGGCGUACCGGGCCACAGCUCGAGACUCUCCCAACUCGGUUCGGUGUCUCAGGCUCCGUACUCCACCGCGCCGCCGCUCUCGCAUGCGCCCUCCUCGGACUUUCAGCCGCCGUACUUCCCACCGCCGUACCAGCCGCUGCCGUACCCGCAGAGCCAGGACCCGUACUCACACGUGAACGACCCAUACGCCCUAAACGCCCUGCACCAGCCGCACCAGCAGCACCCCUGGGGCUCGCGCCAGCGACAGGAUGUCGGGGGAGAUAGCGCGUCUCUGCUGCCGCAGCCAAGAGCUUCUCUUCCGCCACAGCUCUCCGGUCUUGACCCGCGCACCCGGGAUUAUUCCUCUGUGCGCCGACCGGACGUCCUACUGCACUCGGCGCCGCACGGGCUCGAAGCUGGGAUGGCUGACAGCCUGUCUCUGCAAGGCCUCGCUCACGGCAUGGACGACACGCACGCUGUAGAAGACGCAAAUAACAGUGGAAUGAAUAUCUUGGACCAAUCCGUUAUCAAAAAAGUUCCGAUGCCUCACAAGAGCGUCACGUCCCUGAUGAUGAGUAAAGACGGGCUGAUUGGCGGCGUCUCCGUGAACGUGAACGAGGUGUUCUGCUCGGUACCGGGCCGCCUGUCUCUGCUCAGCUCCACCUCCAAGUACAAGGUGACGGUGGGAGAAGUGCAGCGGAGACUCUCACCACCCGAGUGCCUCAACGCCUCACUGCUCGGCGGGGUGCUGCGCAGGGCGAAGUCGAAAAACGGCGGCCGAUCUCUGAGAGAGAAGCUGGAAAAGAUCGGGCUGAAUUUGCCUGCAGGAAGACGCAAAGCUGCCAACGUCACUUUGCUGACGUCACUGGUGGAAGGGGAAGCUGUUCAUUUAGCGCGAGACUUUGGCUACAUCUGUGAAACUGAGUUCCCCACCAAGGCCGUGUCCGAGUACCUGAACCGACAGCACACGGACCCCAACGAGAUCCACGCGCGGAAAAACAUGAUGCUCGCGACAAAGCAGCUGUGUAAGGAGUUCACAGACCUCUUGGCGCAGGACCGCACUCCGCUUGGGAAUUCUCGUCCGACGCCCAUCCUGGAGCCGGGAAUCCAGAGCUGUCUGUCUCACUUCAGCUUCAUUACGCACGGCUUCGGCUCGCCAGCCAUCUGCGCUGCGCUCACUGCGCUGCAGAACUACCUGACCGAGGCUCUCAAGGGCCUCGACAAGAUGUUCAUCAACAACCAGACCUCCAACCGGCACACUCCGGCCGAUGGCUCGAAAGGAGGAGAGAAGGACGAGAAACACAGGAAAUGAGGCACAAUGUUGGGAAAGAGAAGAGGCUCUAAGAGUGCUUCUUAUCAGAUGUGUCCAGAGAUUCUUUGUACUCAAGAUUUAUGAUGUUCUGUUUUUCGUUCUUGUGAGGGGGGAAGGGAGGGGCUGACACGUCAACGAAGAGGAAAAGAAAGAAGGCAAAGUGGAGGAGAGCUGUAAGGAACUUGACUCCUCUGAAGCACUUGUGCAAAGCUGUCAUUAUUCAUACGAGCCUGGCGACAUUUUAAACACGUUUUAUCAAAAAGACAUUAACAAAGAACGACAGUCAGACAUACACAGGUGUGGCAUCUCUGAGAAACAUGCCAUCACUCCACUGCCAGCCUUUAACCACAGACACUGAAGAAAGGAAAAGAUUUUUGUUUAGAACAAUGCCCGGUGACAUUGAUACUAUCUUCCCAGGCUGUCUUAUAACUCUUGAUUUUGCUGUGUGAAGGCAUGACUUGAGUGUUUAAUUUGAAUUCAGAGUGUUUAAAUGACCGUAAUUGAAUCUUCUUAGCUCUAAACACAGGAAACUGAAACAUUUUCCCAUUUAGCUCAUGAAAAACAUGGGUUUUCAGGACCGGAUCAUUAUAUCAGUGUUAAAAUGAACCACUGGAUUUUCACUAUAUCUAUAAUCAGAGGGCAUAUGUGAUGUCAUGUGACUCUGGGCUGAGCUUAGAACUCUGAAAUCACACUACUCUAACAACAUCUCACAUAGGACUUCAUUCAUAAUCAAACCAGCAGCAGCAUCCUGCAUGGCUAGAGAUUUCCAGCACAUUUUACCUACAUGCGUUGUUGUUUUUUUUUUUUUUUUUUUUAAUCAGAAUUCAAGUAAACAGAAUCCUAUGCAAUGAAGGAAAAUAAAUUAGCUGAGUAGUUCAGAGUUAGAGGUCUUGCUCCAGAUCCAGUGGUGGCUUUCUGGGAUUUGAGCAUCACAUCUUGAGCUAUAUACUGCCUCUUCAGACUGUUUUAAUAGGUGCUCAUUAUAAAUGAACAACAUUCUGACACAUACAGUAACACAAACAAACAAACAAACAAACAGAAACCUCUACACUGCAAAUAUCUGCAUCAGUGUUGGUUUGCUGCCCAUUUGGACAAAAUCUAAGUGUGUAUUCACCACAGCUCUCAAGGUUGUGUAUAGGAAUAAAUAUAAAUAUACAGCGGGAUCCAAAGGUUUUUGGACAAAAACAAUCUUGAAUAUUCAAUAGUCACCAUUUAAACUCCUUUGUACAAAAUUUCAUACUUUCAUCAAGUGUUUUUCUGCAUUCGACUAAAAAAACGUAAACUCAGUGUUCAGCCAGUGACGUCAUAACGACAUGGCGACUCACAGCAUCAGCAGCACUUCUUACAUUUCUAUCGAGAGACAGACAAAUAGGGUUAGAUUUAGAGAUCGGUAAACAAACAAACAAAACAAACAAAAGAAGAAAAUGCAGGCAUCGUUGUUUUAUUGUCUUUUGGAAUAUUUUGUUGAAAACAUGAAAUUGACCUAGUUCCAAAUUCCCACUUCUGAGCUGAGCUGAAUGCAGUGUUGUUCCUUUUGUUGACUUGAUAAUAGAUCAUCACGUUUUACAAAGUCAAUGCUAAUCUGGGUAAUCUGAGGGUAAUCUGUCACUAAAAUCAAUCAAAAACUGGACAUUGACUUUUAGAAAUUCAACCUCGAUUUUUCCAAGAUUUCACUUUACAAUGUUAUACUGUGAAUAUUCCAGAGGACUUUUGGACCUCACUGUAUUUAUCCAAUCUCUUCAUGGGCAUAUCAAAACUUUCACAAUUAAAAAAAGAAAAUGCAGAAUAGAUGUCUGGACAUAAUGUCUCUUCAACCAGAGACAAUUAGAAAACUUACUUCACUAUCUGAAUUCAUGGAAAAGAUGGAAAUUUUUAAGUCUAAGAAGAAUAAGUCAUCGUUUUUGAAAGUUAUUCAUCAUUUAAAAGAUUCUAACAAAGCAGUCUGUAUACCGUGCAGUCCUGAUUUACAUCUUUAUUCACAUGAUUUAUCCAUAAAUGAUGCUACAAACAUUUCUGUUGUUGUUGGUGUCACAUUUUCAUUCACUCCGAAUUCGUAUGAAUCAUGAAUCAUGAAUCAUGAGUCAUUCAUAUCCUUUCGCACGAGUUGUUUGUGAUCAAAACUUCUGAAAGAUUUUAUCCACAAAUGUUAUUGAAAAUGUACAUUGAACUUUUCCCCAUCUCUCUUUCUUACUUUCUUGCUUUCUGCCUGAAUCCUCUCGAUGUUGUCGAGCAGUGGCUUUGUCAGACCAGAAGUCUCUUCUAAUUUAUGUUUGUAUGUAUAUAUAUUUAAUUUAUACCUAAUUUAUGGAGGACUGGAGGUUUUGUACAUAGGAGCAGCUGGCUCGUCUGUCUGUGACUGUGUCCCUGUGCGUGGGUGAACGCUUGAUUUAUCGAUAGUAUCUUGUAUUUUAUAAUUUUUAUUUCCGUUAUUUCCAUUUGUUUGAUUUUUUUUUCUUUGG
Tachysurus vachellii is the source of this 4255-nucleotide messenger RNA. It is a transcript of the gene tfap2b, whose product is annotated as transcription factor AP-2 beta. Gene Ontology annotation, biological process: regulation of cell population proliferation; regulation of transcription by RNA polymerase II; anatomical structure development. The record is from RefSeq and is a predicted model, not a curated record. Gene Ontology annotation, molecular function: DNA-binding transcription factor activity, RNA polymerase II-specific; RNA polymerase II transcription regulatory region sequence-specific DNA binding. Gene Ontology annotation, cellular component: nucleus. Lineage: Eukaryota; Metazoa; Chordata; Actinopteri; Siluriformes; Bagridae. Bases 447 to 1796 code for a protein of 449 amino acids. The transcript has 7 exons.